AUGGCUACAAAUACUCGAAUUUGUUUUUUGUGUGAUAAAAAAAAUGACAAAAUAGUGCUCUUCACAAACGAUAAAUUAGUAAAAUGUCGAGAAGUGUUAAAAGUGCGAAUAAAAAAUAAGUUUAAGUACAGCGACGUGCAAUUACCAGUAGAAGUGAAUGCAACACAUGGAUACCACGCUCCGCGUUAUAGAGCAUUCACAGCGGUAGCUACAAAAUAUUUCACCCAACAAAUGUGCUCAACCGAGAGCGCCUUUUCAACGCUAUCUGCGCAGAAAAAAUCAAUCCAUAUAUUGAUGUCGCCUACAGCAUCAACAUCCGACAAUGCUUCCUGUAACAUACCUGAUUAUGGUGUUGUCUCCAUGUCACCGAUGUCGUUGAAUACUAUCGAGUUUUCUGAGAAGCCUACCGAUGCAUCAACAUCAACAAUAUCAACUGUUGACAAACAAUCCAAUGUCUCGAUCUCACAAAAAUCAGCAAUUAACCCUGAACUAUCUCACGCUUCAUCAUCAACGUCGGCUGGUACAUCACCGUCUGUUCAAACUAUUAUUUUGGAUUUAUCAAUUGAUAAUAGCGGAAAGUUAUGUAUAUUUUGCAAUAAAAAUUCAAAGAAGGUGAAUGGAGUUGUACAGAAAUUGAUAGCUGUAAGUACGGAACAGAUUGUUGGGACUUUGCAACAACGUGCCUUAGAUCUAGAUGAUCAAGAUCUGUUAAAUGGACUUCAAGACAAAAAUUUGGUAUAUCAUGUAGUCUGUGAACGAACGUACAAGUCCAAUGACAGAACUGUGACAGAAAAAGGUCAAUCCGUAACGUUCAGCCAUGAAGUCGAGCCGCGUCACUUUGAAACUUCAGUUUUAACACCACUAAUCAAGGACAAAAAAAUCAAAAUAAUUAUGAAGAACAAAAAAAAAGUCAUUGUACCCUAUGAUGGAUUUAUACUUGGGGAUGAAGAAUUUGCUAAUUUGGCUACACAAGAUUUGUUACAUAGAGCAGCAAUUAUUUUACGCGAACAAAUAUUGAGCAUUCAAAGAAAAAAGUUGCCGAAGAAGUUGUAUGCUAAAGAUUUAAUUGAUGGUGAGUGUGAUAUUCCUGAUGAGCUUGAGGAUUUUUUCCAAACGUUGCUAGCAGAUCCAGGGAAAAAGCGUCGUAAAACUGGCGCGGAUUGCUUGCGAAAAUCAAAAUCUUUUGCGGAAGACAUCAUCUAUGCAGUCCACAAUGGCAAAAUAAAGACUGCAAAGCACAUCACACUGGGAAUGACAAUAAAAAGUCUAACAAAUAGUCGCAAAGUUAUUAACAUUUUGAAUCGUUACGGACAUAUUUGCAGCUAUAAUACGCUCGAAGAAUUCGAAACGGAAGUAACUAUUAUCUCAGUUGAACGCUCCAAGAUUUGUCCUGAUGACAUUAUACUGUCUCCACAUCUAUGUACAGGUGUUGCAUUCAAUAACUUUGAUCGAUUUGUGGACACACGCACCGGAAAAGAUACUCUCCACGACACCGUGGGCAUAAUAUAUCAAAAUAUCGAUCAGCAAAAUAACGACAGCGACGUUGAAUUAGGCAUUGAGAGCGAACCAAGAUACGAAUUAGCACGAGAAAAUAUUGAAAUUGGCGAGGAAGUGAAAGCGGAACUUCAGAACUACCAAAAAAAAAUAAUUUCUAUGGAAGAUGAGGAUUCUGUUACUGCUCAAUUGCUGAAAAAAUACAAAGAUUAUGAAGAAGCCACAAUGAUCGGAGUAGACGAAUUCUCAACGACUGAAUACAUUAUUGCAGGUCUAGAUCAAGCAAGAGGCGUGGAAUUUUCAAGGGAGAUGAGCAAUAUCAAGUUUAAGGAGGCAUUAGUUAAAUUCUUGAGUAUGCAUUGGAGUAGUACAGAGGCAACACCGUUCAUUGGAAACAAAAUCAUCAAUUUAAACUUCGAUUUAUGCUAUCGAUUUGAGGUGAUCAAUGGAGAAGUGGUGAAAACAACUGAUGAUCAACUGAUAUGUGAAGGAUAUGAAGAGGCUGACACCAAAAUUGUGUACCACAUCUGCAAGCUAGAUACGGGCUCUCGGAUACUUAUAAAAGCCAAUGACACUGACAUCCUCAUAAUCAUGCUGGGCAACAUGAAACACAUUAAAGACGAACACGUCGAAGAUCCGACAAAGGAAAUAGAAGACGAUAAGGAAAUUCACCGCGAUUCAGAUGGCGAUGAAGAUGACGAAGAAGAUGAGAUCAUAAAUGCUGAUGAAUCCAGUGAUUUUUGAGUCAAAUACUUCAGGAUAAAAAAUUAAUUUUUUCUCUUUUCCAAUAAAUUAUUAAAUAUUGGUAAUACAGC
Messenger RNA from Ceutorhynchus assimilis (cabbage seed weevil), 2309 nucleotides. The record is from the annotation of a GenBank genome assembly. Lineage: Eukaryota; Metazoa; Arthropoda; Insecta; Coleoptera; Curculionidae.